AUAUGAGAAGAUAUUACCAAAAGUGGACAUCUUUGUGUGUACAGCAGAUCCAGGAAUUGAGCCACCUGUGAUGGUUAUUAACACAGUGCUGUCACUUAUGGCUUAUGAGUAUCCACCAGACAAGCUCAGUGUGUAUCUUUCAGAUGAUGCUGGAUCAGAUAUUACCUUCUAUGCUCUCUUAGAGGCUUCCAUCUUUGCAAAACAAUGGCUUCCAUUCUGCAGGAAAUUCAAGGUGGACCCUGUCAUCAUUGAUUAGCAACGGGGAAAUUAUCCUUAAUGUAGAUUGUGACAUGUACUCAAACAAUUCUCAAUCUCUAAGGGAUGCACUCUGCUUCUUCAUGGAUGAAGAUAAGGGCCAUGAGAUUGCUUAUGUGCAGACUCCACAGUGUUUUGAGAAUAUCACCAAGAAUGAUCUAUAUGGUGGUGCUCUACGAGUAAGUUAUGAGGUGGAAUUCCAUGGUUUAGAUUCACUUGGUGGGCCUAUGUAUAUUGGAACAGGCUGCUUUCACCGAAGAGAGAUACUGUGUGGAAGAAAGUUCAGUGACCAAUGCAAGAAAGAUUGGAAUGAAUACAAGAAUAUUGGUGAUAUGAAAGAAGUAAGCUUGCAUGAACUCGAAGAACAAUCAAAGGCUCUUGCUAGUUGUACAUUUGAGAAAAACACUUUAUGGGGAAAAGAGAUGGGAUUGCAAUAUGGUUGUUCAGUAGAAGAUGUUGUGACAGGAUUGUCUAUUCAAUGCAGAGGAUGGAAAUCAGUGUUCUAUAAUCCUCAAAGGAAAGCUUUCUUAGGUGUAGCUCCAACCACCUUGCCACAAGCACUAAUUCAACAUAAGAGAUGGUCUGAGGGAGGCUUUCAAAUUUUGCUUUCCAAGCAUAGUCCAGCCUGGUAUGCUUAUGGAUUAAUCAGUCCUGGCCUCCAAAUGGCAUAUUGUUACUAUCACCUCUGGGUGUUUAUUUGCUGGCCAACUGUAUAUUACUGCAUCAUCCCUUCACUCUAUCUCCUCAAAGGCAUUCCAUUGUUUCCUCAGAUGUCAAGUCCAUGGUUCAUACCUUUUGCAUAUGUGAUUCUUGGCGAUUGCUCUUACUGCCUGAUGGAGUUUCUGUUGUCAGGAGGCACAAUAAAGGGUUGGUGGAAUGAGCUAAGGAUAUGGCUGUACAAGAGAACAAGCUCUUACCUCUUUGCUUUUGUUGAUACCAUCUUGAAGUCUUUUGGCUUUUCAGAAUCAACAUUUGUAGUAUCUGCAAAGGUAGCAGAAGAAGAAGUUUCCCAACGAUAUGAGAAAGAGAUCAUGGAGUUUGGAAACUCAUCCCCAAUGCUCACUGUGCUAGCAACAGUUGCAUUGCUGAAUUUGUUUUGCCUUCUUGGCAUGUUCCUAAAGCAAGUGUUCAUCAGUGAAGGGGGUCUCAGAAUUUUUGAUGCAAUGGCAUUGCAAGUUCUUCUAAGUGGGGUUUUGGUUCUCAUCAAUGUACCUGUGUACCAAGGACUCUUCCUAAGAAAAGAUGAGGGAAGAUUACCAAUGUCUGUUGCAGCAAAAUCUACAGCAUUGGCUCUAAGUGCAUGUGCCCUCUUUAUUUCCUUAAGUUAAGAUGUUUGAUAUUUUCAGUCUUAGGUUUCUUUCUCUAUUGGUAUAUUUUUAGUCUUAUUUCCCUUUACUGAACAAUAAAAAUAUAUCGAUAUUGGUAUAUUAUAAUUCUUUUUAAUAUAUUUUAAAAUAUCAAA
This is a messenger RNA of Vigna radiata var. radiata (mung bean), 1717 nucleotides long. RefSeq names its product cellulose synthase-like protein E1. Lineage: Eukaryota; Viridiplantae; Streptophyta; Magnoliopsida; Fabales; Fabaceae. The record is from RefSeq and is a predicted model, not a curated record. Gene Ontology annotation, biological process: cellulose biosynthetic process; plant-type primary cell wall biogenesis. Gene Ontology annotation, cellular component: trans-Golgi network; plasma membrane. Gene Ontology annotation, molecular function: cellulose synthase (UDP-forming) activity; mannan synthase activity.